AUGUCUAAAUUGAGAAUUUUAGUUCCUGUCAAGAGGGUUAUUGACUUUGCAAUUAAGCCAAGAAUCAAUAAGGCAGGUACCGGAGUGGAAAAAAAGGGUGUGAAGUUCAGUAUAAAUCCAUUUUGCGAUAUUGCUUUAGAAGAGUCUCUCAGGAUUAGGGAAGCAAAUAAGGGCCUUGUAGAACAAAUCCAUGCUGUUUCUAUUGGGCCAACUAAGGCACAGGAUGUAUUGAGAACUGCAUUGGCUAAGGGUGCUGACUCGACCACAUUAAUUGACGUUGGCGAAGAAGAAAUUGAACCACUCAGUGUAGCCAAGAUGUUACAGAAAAUCGUUGAAAAGGAAAAAUCCAAUUUGAUCAUCUUAGGUAAACAGGCCAUUGACGAUGAUGCCAACCAAACAGGACAAAUGCUUGCAGGCUUAUUAAACUGGCCACAAGCCACUAAUGCCUCCAAGGUAGAAAUUGAAGGAGAUCAGGUCACUGUCACCAGAGAAGUUGAUGGUGGUGCAGACACCUUGAGUGCGAAAUUGCCAAUGAUUAUCACCACUGAUUUAAGAUUGAACGAACCACGUUAUGCAUCAUUACCAAAUGUGAUGAAAGCUAAGAAGAAGCCAUUGGAAAAAUUAAAGGCUAGUGAUUUGCAAAUUGAAUUGACAAACAGAUUAGAAAUCUUGAAAGUUGAAGAACCACCUCAAAGAGAUGCUGGUGUUAAAGUUGAAUCUGUAGACGAAUUAAUUGCAAAAUUAAAAGAGUUGAAGGCUAUUUAG
Molecule: messenger RNA, 765 nt
Organism: Dujonia railenensis
Lineage: Eukaryota; Fungi; Ascomycota; Pichiomycetes; Serinales; Debaryomycetaceae
Source: the annotation of a GenBank genome assembly